Messenger RNA from Rhagoletis pomonella (apple maggot), 1679 nucleotides. RefSeq lists its product as uncharacterized. The transcript is spliced from 2 exons. Lineage: Eukaryota; Metazoa; Arthropoda; Insecta; Diptera; Tephritidae. The coding region runs from base 262 to 1452 and encodes 396 amino acids. The record is from RefSeq and is a predicted model, not a curated record.
UAUGGUCUACCAAAAGUCCACAAAAGAAACAUACCACUUCGACCAAUUUCAUCCUCAAUAAAUGUACCAUGCUCCGGACUAUCUAAAUACAUAGGACAAAUACUAAAAAAUAUCGUCUCCGAGAAAUUUAAUAUAAGAAACUCAUUAAAUCUGAAAGAAAGUAUAAAGGAUCUGCAUAUUGAUGAUGAUGAAAUUCUCAUAUCCUUGGACGUCGUUUCCCUCUUUACAAAUAUACCCAUUCACUUUGCAAUCAACACAAUAAUGAAGCAGUGGUCGAGUCUGCAAAAACACACAAAAAUCAUAAAAAAGCAAUUUCUAACGAUAUUAGAAUUUUGUCUGAGGGAAAAUAAUUACUUUGUGUACGAUGGAACUUACUACCAGCAAGUUUAUGGUAUGCCGAUGGGUAAUCCUCUAUCGCCAACUAUAGCGGACAUAGUUUUAGACAAAAUUAUUGACGACAGCAUUAUUGAGCUAAGAUCCACUGACAUAUAUAUCAAAUACAUAACCAAAUAUGUAGAUGAUAUAUUCGCCGUAGUUAAGAUGAAGGACGUGGAAGAGAUUUUAAGAAUAUUUAAUAGACAACAUACAAAAAUACAAUUCACUCUGGAGAAAGAAAAAGAUAACAAAUUAGCCUUCCUAGACAUAGAAAUAUAUAAAAAUAAAAACAAACUAAAAACUAAUUGGUACACCAAAGCCGUAGCAUCCUCAAGGAUGAUCAACUACCAUUCCAACCACCCAUGGACUCAAAAGAGAAACACGGCUAUAAAUUUUAUAAACAAAGUUAACUCCUUGAGUGACCAGGAGUUCAUGGAUCAGAACAAGAGAAAAAUAAGAAGCAUACUAUGUAAAAACGGGUACCCUAACAAAAUAAUAGAAAGCUUACUAACAGCAGCAGCAAACAAAAUCACAUGUAAAAGUGGCAAUACAAAAACAAAGGAAGACAAUUGCAAAAUAUAUACAGGCGUCACAUAUAUACCUAAACUUACGGACAACAAAACACUACGCAAAAUUAUUAAAAACAACAACGUAAGCUAUGCACAUAAACCACAUCACACUAUCCAAGCCAUUUAUACCAAAACAAAAGAUAAAAUUGGUAAGGAACAACUACACAAUGUAGUCUACGAAAUAAAAUGUCAAGGCAAAGAAGGAGAAAACUGCAGCAAGGUUUACAUUGGCACAACGAAGAGAUCGCUUGGAACGAGAAUCAACGAACAUAAGCUAGACGCCAAAAACAACAAGAGUACCACAGCAUUAGCGCAACACCUGACGGAAAACAAACAUACAGCUGAUUUUGACAAUGCAAAGGUUUUGGACGUGGAGAACAGAACGAGAAGAAGGAUGACAUUAGAAGGGUUGCGCAUACAACAAAAAAUAACUGAAGCAAUGAACUUCAAAGAAGACGUAGAUAAUAUAAACUGUGCAUAUGCGACUGCAAUUACACACAAUGUCUGAGGUUUGACGAUGAAGGAUGUGCAGUGUUGUUUAACGUGUCUUAAUGUUUUAAAUAUGUUUAAUUUAUGUUGUGAUAAUUUUAUUGCUUAAUAUUAAAACUCCCUGAAGAAGACGCGAAUAUGCGUCGAAACGCGUAGGAGAAGAAGCAAACACUUGUUUUAUUCAAUAUAACCGGCCAAAAAGCUCCAAAUCCAAUAGCAUUGAAUUUUUAACCUUGGCCCACGGAA